Molecule: messenger RNA, 2547 nt
Organism: Sorex fumeus (smoky shrew)
Lineage: Eukaryota; Metazoa; Chordata; Mammalia; Eulipotyphla; Soricidae
Gene: TFAP4
Product: transcription factor AP-4
Exons: 7
Coding region: 483-1751 (422 amino acids)
Biological process (GO): regulation of transcription by RNA polymerase II
Cellular component (GO): nucleus
Molecular function (GO): RNA polymerase II cis-regulatory region sequence-specific DNA binding; DNA-binding transcription factor activity, RNA polymerase II-specific; protein dimerization activity
Source: RefSeq, a predicted model, not a curated record
CCCCAAGUUCCAAGUGGGAAGCGGUGGCUGUGACGCAAGUUUCCAGGGGGCCCUGGGCUCGGAGGGAGCGCGCCGGACCGCCGCGCCGGGUGCAGCUGCAGCGGCGCGGGAGGCAAAGUGCCCAGCGGCGCCCGGGGGCCGCCCCGGCCAGCGCCGCGCCCGCCGCCCCUGCGCGCGCCCAGUCCCCGCCGGACCCCGGCCGCACGGGCUGGGCUCCCCGCCGGGGCUGGCCUCGGUCUUUUUUUUUGCAACGCUUGCCAACCUGUCAGCUGAUGGACCUCAUCACCCAUAGUGGCGCAUGUAGCUCGGCCGCAGCUCGCUCGGCCCGCGCCGCGGCCCCCCAGCCGGCCCGCGGCCCCCCGCGCCCCGCGCCCCGGGGCUGGCCCGCACGCACGGGUCGCCACGGCUCCCCGGGGGCCCGCGCCCCUCUCGCCCGGGCCUCGCGGCGCCCGGGGGGGCGCUGCAAAUAGUCCUUUGUUUACAUGCAAUUCCUUACUCCGCGGAAGGAGGCCGGGGGAGUGCUGAGUUUUCACCAGCUGUUUCCCGCCUUGAAACAGACAUCUGAUCAGCUGCAAACACACACACACAUACACACGCCCGGGGAGGCAGGCCGGAGAGACCUCCCUCCCGCCCCUCCCGCCCGCCUCCCUCCCCUCGCCGCCGCCGCCGCCAGCAUCUGGGACCGGCCGAUUCUGCACCUCCGUCCGGCGCUGCCCUUUGAUUCGGAUUUCCAUCUUGCAUUCUCCCGCGGACCUCGGGACCCGGCUCGUGCAGAGGAGGGGGGCCGAUCGCUAUGGAGUAUUUCAUGGUGCCCACUCAGAAGCCUGGCCAACAUUCCACUGACCCCCGAGACGCAGCGGGACCAGGAGCGGCGGAUCCGGCGGGAGAUUGCCAAUAGCAACGAGCGGAGACGCAUGCAGAGCAUCAACGCGGGCUUCCAGUCCCUCAAGACCCUCAUCCCUCACACAGACGGCGAGAAGCUCAGCAAGGCCGCGAUCCUGCAGCAGACAGCCGAGUACAUCUUCUCGCUGGAGCAGGAGAAGACGCGGCUUCUGCAGCAGAACACGCAACUCAAGCGCUUCAUCCAGGAGCUGAGCGGCUCGUCCCCCAAGCGACGGCGGGCAGAGGACAAGGAUGAGGGCAUCGGCUCGCCGGACAUCUGGGAGGACGAGAAGGCGGAGGACCUGCGGCGGGAGAUGAUCGAGCUGCGGCAGCAGCUGGACAAGGAGCGCUCCGUGCGCAUGAUGCUGGAGGAGCAGGUGCGCUCGUUAGAGGCCCACAUGUACCCCGAGAAGCUCAAGGUCAUCGCCCAGCAGGUGCAGCUGCAGCAGCAGCAGGAGCAGGUGCGGCUGCUGCACCAGGAGAAGUUGGAACGAGAGCAGCAGCACCUGCGCACACAGCUCCUGCCUCCUCCGGCCCCCACCCACCACCCCACCGUGAUUGUGCCGGCGCCCCCUCCCCCGCCCUCCCACCACAUCAACGUCGUCACCAUGGGCCCCUCCUCAGUCAUCAACUCUGUGUCCACGUCGCGGCAAAACCUGGACACCAUCGUGCAGGCCAUCCAGCACAUCGAGGGCACCCAGGACAGGCUGGAGCAGGAGGAGGAACAGCGGAGGGCGGUCAUCGUGAAGCCGGUCCGCAGCUGCCCGGAGGCCCAGGCCUCGGACACCGCGUCUGACUCGGAAGGCUCGGACAGCGACGCCAUGGACCAGAGCCGGGAGGAGCCGGCUGGGCUUGGGGGCCUUCCCUGACCACCCCAGCCCUCCUCUCCCAUCUGGGGGCUGGAGGGGGCUGGGGCAGCACCCGGGAGAAAUGCGGGCGAUCGAGUGAGGAAUUUUUGCAAAAUCACGACGUCAUUUGGGUCUCUUUUGUGACCUCUCUUUCAAUACUGUAAAUCUGGGAGGAAGCUGCCUGAUCCGCGUGUGGGGGCCAGGCUGGCACAGAGCUCCGGGCGCCGGCCGAGGGCCCGGACUGCGGCCCCCAGCCCUCGGGCCGGGGGAGCUGCCACAGAGCUGCCGGGCCUCUCCGCCAAAAACCAUGGUUUCAUUUGAACGUGUUUUUGAGAACAGGGAAAAGCGAGCAGAACCCCACGGCGUCUCUGCCCCCUCUCUCCGAGCCAGUCUGAACCCCACCUCCCCUCUUUCUGGUUUUCUCCUUCCUGGAAGCACUUACAUGGGUGGAGGGUUUGGCUGGGUGGGGGUGCCCUGGGGGGCCGGGGGUCUCUGUUGCUUCUUGGUGGGGGUUUGCUGCUCCUGUCUCCCACCCCCGCCCUGCAUCUCGGAUCCGCCAGGCACCUGCCCAGGCCCCCCCUCCAGGCUCCCCACCCUCAGCCCCCAGAUGUCUGUCUCUCUCUCUUUUUGUUUUGUUUGUUGUUUUUUUUUUCCCCCAAUUUUUGUUUUGGUUUUGUUACUUUAAGACAAUUUUUUUUACAGUUUUUUGAGGUCUUUGUGUUCAAGGAGAAGCUAUUAUAUUUUGUUAAGAAAGUGUGUGUGGGGGGGAACCAAGAGGCCACCGUGCCUUUAUAAAGAAACAAAAUAAAGUUUGUAC